This is a messenger RNA of Dichomitus squalens LYAD-421 SS1, 915 nucleotides long. RefSeq lists its product as uncharacterized. The transcript is spliced from 3 exons. Lineage: Eukaryota; Fungi; Basidiomycota; Agaricomycetes; Polyporales; Polyporaceae. The record is from RefSeq and is a predicted model, not a curated record. The coding region runs from base 1 to 915 and encodes 304 amino acids.
AUGAAACAGGAGACCAAGGGCGUCUUCUGGCACAAUCUCGAUGAAGCACUGUGGCACAUUGGGGAAGCUCACUUCCUAUCGCUCUGGAUGGCCAUUGCGGAGGUCGACGAUCUUGCCGCGUUAACAGACAAGCCGCCAGAGACGCUCAUCAGCCUUACAAAUGAAAUCUUCCGCGCGCACGCAUCGUGGGAGGCCAUCCACAACCUUGAUACUCUCACGAAUCGCAAGCGCGAUGAGGUGAAGCGGCAGACAGUAAUGUUUGCGACAGACCUGUUGCCGUGCUUCGAUCUUCGGGAAGCUAUGCAAAUCGGCGAUGUGGGGCGCAUGGAGGACCUCCUUCCCACGCUGCUGUUCCGGUUUGCAGGAGGCUCAAAUCCCAAGUAUACGAUUGAGAUCCUGGAGCUGAUACAGAAGCUGCGAUGUGAGUGGCCACAGGAGUUCCGCGACCACAUUCGACACUAUUGCUGGCUCGUGAACUUCACAGGCAAACGGAACAGUUUCUUGGCUGUUGACAUGGCACAGGAGCAUAAUAUUAAGGAUAUCAAGGUUACGUGGCGCUCAUUUGGACCAGGCGCCACAUUUCCCUACAUCCAAAAGAUAUCUCCUGCAAUCACAACCCUGCGCGCUGUCAAAGCGAGUGUGGCAAGUCAGUUCUCAAGUGUGAUUGGGCGUGGUUCUCACCAUGGGAAGCCAUCGAAGAACCAGGAUGUUGAUCGGUUGGUGAGGAUGUACCGCACCUCGAAGUUGCAUAAUAAGGAGGAUGGGCGAGAGAUGAAAGGCGGAGAAUCAAACUGGGCUUUGGAUGUAAUGACUGCGGGCAGUGUGAAGCUCAUAGUGGACGGUGCAGCUGAGCGAUGGUGGGAUGAACGGGACUUUGAGAGAGCGACGACUGAGUCAUAUGAUGUUCUAGACUAG